AUGGACAGCUUAGAUUAUCAAUAUGAAGUUGAAAGCCUACGUUCAAACUUGUUAACAGCGAAUAGUGUUGCAACUGAAUUAGAAGCUAAACUGAAUGAUUUACGUAUGAAAUAUGAUACAGAUUGUUGUAAAUAUGAAGAAAAGCUUCAAAUUCUAACGGAGCGAUAUGAAAGACUGAUGUCAAGUCAUCAACGAUUGAGUAAACUAAAUCAUGAAUUAGAAGAACAUCUUUUGAAUACUAUCGAGAAGUCAACAUCUGAGAUACAACAGUUAACUGAAGAAUUGGAAUCGACUAAAAAUGCUUUAAGGCACUCUCAACAAUCCUUAAAUAUUAUUACACAAGAAAGGGAUCGUUGUAAAGAAGACUGCAUUUCAGCAGUUAGAUUACUUCAGGCUAAUCCAAAUCAAUUCUUAUCAGAAUUACCACGACCUUCUUAUAGGGAUAUUGCAUGGAAUAUAUGGUUCUAUGCAUCCCCAUCAAAUGAAGAUAAACAGAUAUUAUCAAAUUUAAACAGUGGUGAUUGUUCUCAAGGUGCAAGUAGCUCAUCAAUUUCUUCACACAGAACCUCAAUUUUUUCAACAUUUUUACCAACAUUUCCACCUGUUGGUUUAUUCAAUGGUUUACAAAUGGAGAGUAAUUCAUAUAAUGUUUGUAAUAACAAUAAUCCGAAUAAUAAUAAUAAAAACAAUAACUAUGCACUAUCAGAUAAUCGAGGUGUUUUAAAAUCUUCUCUUAUCAAAUCUACAUUGUCGUCAAAAUCUAGUACAAUAGUUGAUUUAUAA
This is a messenger RNA of Trichobilharzia regenti, 783 nucleotides long. NCBI's taxonomy places the organism in Eukaryota, Metazoa, Platyhelminthes, Trematoda, Strigeidida, Schistosomatidae. The record is from the annotation of a GenBank genome assembly.